CAAUGUGGCUUUAGCUACAAGUCCUUUAUAUAAAGGACUGCACUUUGCUGCAGAUUUCUGUGUCUACAGACCAAAACUCACCAUCAGAAGCUGCUGAGAGGAGCUGACCAUCAGUGCACACCACUGAAUGAGCAUCUCUCUGUCACCACGUGCCUUCCUGCAGCAUGACAGAGCUCCAUGAAGCCGUGGCUGUGGGUGACUAUGACCUGGUUAAGAAGAUUUUGAAGGCAGGGCGCUGUGACCCAAACCAGAAGGAUGUUGACUGGCAUGGCAGGACCCCCCUGCACUGGGCUGCUGCCAAAGGGCGCUCGGACCUGGUCAGGCUCCUGGUGGAUCACGGUGCCCGGCCCUGCCUGCGGAGCGAUGUGGGCUGGACCGCGGCGCACUUCGCCGCCGAGGCGGGCAAGCUGCGGGUGCUCCGCGCCCUUCACUCCCUGCACGCUGCUAUGGAUGCCGCCGACCUCUUCGGAGACACUCCCCGGAGGCUCGCGGAGAUCUACGGACACCGGGAGUGCUGCAGAUUCUUGGAAAAAGCAGAGGUGGAGAGCAGGAACUACCACAGGAAAGCUGCACUGAGAAAAAUCCCCUUAGACCACAGAGAUGAAGACUGGGAACUCAAGAAAGAAGAGCUUAAGAAAAAUCCACCAUGUUUUUGGGAGAAGGGUACGGCCUCUAUUCUAAAGAAAGAUGGGGGGAAAAGGGGGAAGCAGUAGUGUUUGGUGCCUGUUUGGUGCCUCUGAGCACUUGCAAUGCAGAGCAAAGGCACUGGCAGACUUCAGGUGGAUCUGUAGUGUGAUAUUUGUGUGAACAGAAUAAGCAGAAGGCUACAAGAGUGCAUCCUUAGAGACACACUGUAAAUAAUCUCCUUAAGAGCUAGAAGAGCUUCAGCCUCUCUGUGUGUUUCUAUGUAUCUGAUCUCUAAAAUAAAAACAAUUGAAGGAUAUGUUUAAAUAUACCAAUACUGUAAAUCACUGCAAUGUUUAGAGUUCCUGCAAUGGCGGUUACACAUAUUGCCAGGGAAAAAAUAGUCUUGAUCCUACCUGAUUCACAAAAGCAUCUUGGAUUGUGGUUCUGCUUGCUCUGCUGAUGUCUGUGCCCUUUGCAUCUUUACUUCUGUCACUGAGUUAACCAGGAGGCUCUACAUGGACUUGCAGCCUCUGGUGAUGCCUGUCUCAUUUCUUGGAAGUGAGAUGUACUUGCUUCUUCUGGAUAAAGCUGAGAUAUUAAUGCUGAGCUUUCAAUUGACACAUGGGUCCAACAGCCUGAAUCUUCCAUUCCUGGCCCAGCAAAAGGGAAAAUAUGCUCCUUCCUGGCUGGUUUCAGACAGCUGUGACUACCAAGGGUACUGGAGCACUGCCUUUUUGUAGCAUUGUCCCCAGCCAUAUUCAUGUUUCUGCAAAUAGAAAGGGUGUGCAAGUGUUAUUGAGUU
Molecule: messenger RNA, 1429 nt
Organism: Melospiza georgiana
Lineage: Eukaryota; Metazoa; Chordata; Aves; Passeriformes; Passerellidae
Gene: ANKRD66
Product: ankyrin repeat domain 66
Exons: 4
Coding region: 165-713 (182 amino acids)
Molecular function (GO): protein binding
Source: RefSeq, a predicted model, not a curated record